Dovyalis caffra is the source of this 1467-nucleotide messenger RNA. The record is from the annotation of a GenBank genome assembly. NCBI's taxonomy places the organism in Eukaryota, Viridiplantae, Streptophyta, Magnoliopsida, Malpighiales, Salicaceae.
AUGGCCGGAAAGGAAGAGAAUCGAAUUUUUGUGGGAGGUUUGUCGUGGGACAUCACUGAACGACAGCUCGAGACUGCGUUUAAUCGCUUUGGCAAAAUCGUCGAGAGUCAGAUUUGGCUUUCCAGUUAUGGUGGAUCUGUAUUCAUGGAUGAUGUACUGGGGAGUCCAACUGAAAUUUGUUACCGUCACAAAGAGAAUUGUGAUGGUUGCCUAGUGCCGUUUGAUUAUCACUCUACGGAUAAGUUUUCAGAGCAUGGACAUGGCUUGUAUACAUUGAUUAAAUCGCACACUGCAUCCUGCAUUCCAGCAUAUGUAGGUCACCCUGUUCGUGGACUUUGUUUGUUUGUAAAUCCUCUGCAUUUGCUUGUGUCUAUUGGAAGCCUCUGGAGUCUUAAGUUAUUUGAUGACCUAGGCUGGAAUGUGAUCGUAUUCAGUAGAACACUAGCAGAGGUAACCAUCUUUUGUGGGAUGUUUGCUGAAGAUUGGUGCAUUCAAGUUUAUGGAGGGCAUGUGAUGGUUAUUAUGGAACCCCUAUCUUGGAUUCUGUGGGAAAUAGUGGUCAGAGGUAUGUUUACUGCGGGUGUUCUCGGACUUGUUUCACCUGAAUUGAUUGAUCUUUCAUCAUCAUCUCCCGGUUCGAGUAUGCACAUUAUAAUUAUAAUGCUUAAGCUGCUGCCUGCUCUUCUUACAUUUAUACAAUUGCUUGCCAUCACGCUUUCCUAUCUGGUGUUUCUGCAGGUGAUGUUGGAAAGAGAUACAGGCCGUCCACGUGGAUUUGGAUUUAUUACAUUUGCGGAUCGUCGAGCCAUGGAUGAUGCUAUCAGGGAGAUGCACGGACGAGACUUUGGUGACCGUGUCAUCUCAGUGAAUAAGGCCCAACCUAAAAUGGGAGGAGAUGAUGCAGACCAUGGCUACAGAGGAGGCUACUCAACUGGCAGCAGAGGAAGCUAUGGGGGAGGAGACAGACCUGCUGGACAAGAUGAGUGCUUCAAGUGUGGACGUUCAGGGCACUGGGCUAGAGAUUGCCCUUCUGCUGGUGGCCGAGCUGGCGGUGGAGGCUUAUUUUCUUCUCGUUCUAGGUUUGGAGGGGCUGGAGAUCGUGGGGAUCGUUUUGGAGGAGAUCGUGAUCGAUACAUGGAUGACCGCUAUGAUGGGGGUCGCUAUGGUGAUAGGGAUCGUUUUGACAGUAGAGACAGCAAAUAUGGGGGACGUGAUCGCUACGCUAGUGACAGGUACCCACCAAAUGGAGAUCGAUUUGCUGGAGAUAGGUAUGGUGGGUCAGAUCGCUAUGCACAAAAUGGUUAUGGCAAAGAUAGAGGCUAUGAUAGGGAUGGGGGUCCACGAGGUGGCAAUGAUAGGUAUGGAGGCGGAGGGCCUCCACGCAAUGAUAGGAGUUACAGGAACAGGCCAGGACCUUAUGACCGCCCCAGCAGAGGAGGACGCCCGUCUUCCUUUGAGCGCUACUAA